AGUCAAACAUUGUAUUCCAGCAGGUUGGAGCAAGUGAGAGCAGCCUGCUAUCAUAGCUUAGGCCUAUUCAAAAAAGUUGAGUUUAAAUCAAGUAUCAGACGGCAAAUAGGCAUAAUGUGACAAAAAUGUAAUCAGGGUUAUUUGUUGAUAAUAUAAAAGUUAUUUUGCGGUGUUAUUUUAGAAAUGACAACAGGAGAAACCGAGUCUGCUUUGCUUCAGUAAACUGCGUUUUUCUUCGACUUUGUACAAUGGAGGAUCUGUCCGCUCUGCUGCAGGUGGAUAACUGCGCUCAGCUGUUCAAGGGGUGGCGUUAAAUCCAUACAGUGAAUGUUGGAGCUAAUGAAAUGGACCCGAGCUGAUGCCCCAAAGUCCCGUUCUGCCCACACUAGACCCUGCUGGUCACGGGUGGGGAUGGCAGCGCGUCCGGAUGUGCAGGCCAUACCUGGAGUUGUGGUUGGGAGUGUUUUACUGCUGGUACUGAGCAGUAAUCCAGUGUGGGGAAAUUCUACUACUGAAAGUCACAACAGUUCUAAUAAUACUAAUGGGACCAACAUUGCAGCUAUCGUGGCCCCUACGGUCAUUCUGGGUGUCCUGGCCAUAGUCUUGGCUGUUCUCGCCUGGCUCCUCUGCGUGGUGAAAAAGAAGAGACAGACCGAAGGGACCUAUAGACCGAGUGCUGAGGAACAGUCUGGUGCAAGCAGCGUGGCGACACCAGACGCACUCAAGUUACCAAAGGAGGAAAGACUAAUUUGAGAUUUUGUGCUGUUUGUACAAAAGGACACAGGAUGCAAAAUGUUUGCAUGGUAGCGUUCCUGUGUGACGAGGCUCUCUCCCUGCAGCCGAUCAAUGAAAGGAAAAUCCUCCUAUGUUUGAGAGGACUGGUUGCCAAGUUUGAUGCUUUUACUUACCUCUUUCAUUUCAACAAGCCCUGAAUGCAUGGUUCUUACAUGGCAGAAAAGCACCUGGAUGUGUAGGGGAUUUUAAGAACAACUGAACAUUUCAAGAAAGUUUUGAGCAUUUUUUCUCCCCGCACAAAUGAAACAGUAUUUUGUCACCACUAAUAAUUUUAGUUUAGAGAUAUUUUUCUUGCUUCAGCUGCCUUAAUAUACAGUUUAUACAUGUACUUGAUUUGAUUCAGUCUAUUAUGAAAUACUGUCACUGGCUUAAUUUAUAGUGAUCUUUUACCUUAAGCAUUUGCCUCUGAGAGUCCUGAUGUUUUUUUUAGUCUAAUAAUGAAUGUAAUUGAACAUCACAGUGCAAAAAGUCUUUAUUUGAGAAAGAUUGCUGUGUAUUAAAAAUGAGGUUAUACUGAGAUAUUAAAUCAAGUAAAAGUGAGCAGUUGUUUACAUUUUAAAUAUUCCUUAAAGUAAUCAAACUAAUUUAAAAUCACAUUAUUUAAAAACUUUUUUUAUUUCAUGAGAUCAAUCAUGCACUGCAUCAUAAUCAAGCAGAUAAUGUUUUACAAUGUCACAUGCUUAUGUAUGCUUUUGUCAAAUAAAUAACAAAAGUUGUUGUAAAAUAGUUUACUUUAAAAAGCAUUGAAACUAAUAUUGAAAGGAUAUUUGAGAAUAUCCUCAACAUCCUGUUCUAAUUUACAAGUUUUCUUAAAAUGACAUGAUGUUACUAAAGGUAUGAUUAUGUUCACCGUAUGCAAUCCCAGUCAAAAUAAGAUGUGAGUAUGAAGCAGGGGAACAUUUGAUAAAAAUGUAUUUGAACCACGUACAAAAAAUCAUUGGGGAAAAAUGAUAAAUUCCAAAACUAUGUAUUUGUCUUACUGUAGGAUGAUAAAACAGCUCGGCAGAUAAGGAGUCCUGGUAGAGUGAAAAGUUCAGCUCCUGUAACAACCAGUACCUGACUGUACAGGUUGUUACCUGAUAAAGACUAUAAAACACUGAAGCCAAUGUUAGUCUUUCUGGGGGAAAAUGCUAUCUAUAAUGAAAAAUUGUAGAGAGUGUAUAACUGUAUGUUUAUGUACAGGUAUUUUAUAAAUCCUGGUACCUCUCCCUCUCUCCUGUCUGUCGGUGGUUCAUUCCAAAUGUUUUGGAUCUGGAUCUUCAUCAACCACUCCUCUUGACUCUCUCUCCCCCUUAUGUGCAUGUUGUUCUCUCUCUAUCUCUCUCUCUCUACCUCUUCCAGGUCUCUGUGGUGGAAAGACAGUUGUGUGGCUCAGGUCCUAUGUGUUUGGCGACAUGAGGUUUCUCAAUGUACUGCUGGAUCCAUAUUCUUCAUAUUUAAGUUAUUUAUCAUUUAGUCAUAAUGAUUAUCCACACUAUUUUUCCUUAUGUUGGGACUUUUCUGUACACAACAUCUAUUGCAUGUCUGUGCAUCCUGGGAGGGGGAUCCAUAAACUGCUGCUCUUCCUGAGCUUUCUUCCAUUUUUCCCAUUUUCAUUCAAAUGUCUAAGGAGUGUGUAAGGACAGAGGAUGUCGUAUACUGUACAGAUUGUAAAGCCCUUGAGGCAAAUUUGUGAUUUGUGAUAUAGGGUUAUAUAAAUAAAACUGACUUACUGUAA
This is a messenger RNA of Micropterus salmoides (largemouth bass), 2512 nucleotides long. It is a transcript of the gene crb3a, whose product is annotated as crumbs homolog 3a. The coding region runs from base 328 to 753 and encodes 141 amino acids. The record is from RefSeq and is a predicted model, not a curated record. The transcript is spliced from 4 exons. NCBI's taxonomy places the organism in Eukaryota, Metazoa, Chordata, Actinopteri, Centrarchiformes, Centrarchidae.